Molecule: messenger RNA, 1605 nt
Organism: Glycine soja
Lineage: Eukaryota; Viridiplantae; Streptophyta; Magnoliopsida; Fabales; Fabaceae
Product: plasmodesmata-located protein 6-like
Exons: 3
Coding region: 210-1073 (287 amino acids)
Cellular component (GO): plasmodesma
Source: RefSeq, a predicted model, not a curated record
CUUUGAGCAUUUAGCACUCCACUUUUGCUUUUGUUUCCACAUUGAUAUAUACCUUGUUCUUCCAUCAACUUGGUGAGCUCCUUACGUAAAUUCUCCACGAAGCAACCCUGAGCAGUGACCAUAACCACACUCUCUCAAGUCUCUAGAGAGAAGCUACCAAACUCCACAACACAUACCCAAUUAGCUAACCCCUCUCACACUUACAGACCAUGCCAAACGCAAACAUGCUUCUCCUUUUCCUCUUCCUUCUGGCGCUCUUCUCAGCCAUGACAACACCGUCAACCUCCGCGAUCGACACCUUCAUCUUUGCCGGCUGCUCCCAGCCCAAGUUCACGCCGGGUUCCGCCUACGAAAAUACCGUCAACUCGCUCCUCACCUCUCUCGUCAACUCCGCCGCCUUCGCCAACUACAACAACUUCACCGUCCCCGCCUCCUCCGACGCCGUCUACGGCCUCUUCCAGUGCCGCGGCGACCUCACCAACGACCAGUGCUCUCGCUGCGUGUCGCGUGCGGUUACCCAGCUUGGCACCCUCUGCUUCGCCUCCUGUGGCGGCGCGUUGCAGGUCGACGGCUGUUUCGUCAAGUAUGACAAUGCCACCUUCAUCGGAGUCGAGGACAAGACAUUGGUCACCAAGAAAUGUGGGCCGUCCGUUGGGUUGACCUCCGACGCGUUGACCCGGAGGGACGCUGUGCUGGCGUAUUUGCAGACGUCCGAUGGGGUUUAUAAGACGUUCAGGACGAGCGGGUAUGGGGAUUUCCAGGGUGUGGCGCAGUGCACCGGGGAUUUGAGUCCCAGCGAGUGCCAGGAUUGUCUUUCUGAUGCCAUCCAACGGUUGAAAACCGAGUGCGGGCCCACUAACUGGGCCGAUAUUUACUUGGCUAAGUGCUACGCGCGCUACUCCGAAGGUGGGACUCGCUCGCGUGGUAAUAAUAAUGAUGAUAGCAAUCACAAUGAUGAUGAGAUCGAGAAGACACUCGCUAUACUAAUUGGACUCAUUGCGGGGGUUGCUCUAAUCAUCGUUUUCCUUUCCUUCUUGUCCAAGGUCUGCGAAAAGCACAAAGGUGGUAAAUAAAGAAUAUAAUAUGUUCACAGUACUGAGAUUGAACUUUUGCUUUUGCUUGUCUUUCGGUAGCUCUUUUGCUACUUAGUCCCUCAGUCUCAAAUGUCCUUUUUGUAAUCAAUCGAUCUUAUUCUUAUCUUUUAAGUUUCCUGCAUAGUCCCCUUUAUAUAAAGAACACCAGCGAAGGUAUAGAUAGAAAGAUGUUAUGGAAAAAAAAGUUGUUCCAUGAAACAAGUUACACAAGGCCAAGGGUUGCAAUAAGGAGAAAAGGCUAGCUCAAAGAUUCCACUCUCUAAUGACCAUUCGUUUUCUUGUCUAGUGUCCAUCGAUGUGUACAAAUACUGAACACUUUAGUGAAAAGUGCAGCAUGCAUGCUUUGUGAUAGCCUUUGAUGGUUAUAAUUAGUUAGAGUUUUUACUUACUUUUUAUAUUAAAUCACGAUGAACAACUUUACUUUCGAUCUGAAAAAGUGAGAUUAAGAAAAGUUUGAUAAAAUUUCUGUCAAAUCGGUGUCCCAGUUUGUUAUCAUUUGGGACUUAUGACA